AAUAAAAAAAAGUGAAAAAUUUUAUGAAAAUUUGUUAAAAAAUCUAGUAGCAAUCCAAAAUCUAGUUGAAUACGUGCACGACAAACACACACAAAAAAAAAGAAUUCGCCAAAAUGACGUGGGAACCACAAGCCGAAGGUCUCCAACAGAUCAUUGGGAUCUUAAAAGAAUCUCAAUCUCCCGAUACAGCCACACAAAUGGCCGUGCAAAUGAAACUUGAGGAAUUCAAUCGUUAUCCAGAUUUUAAUAACUAUCUCAUCUAUGUGCUAACAAAACUCAAAACAGAAGAUGAACCCACUCGAUCAUUGAGUGGUUUGAUUUUAAAGAAUAAUAUACGAAUGCAUGGUAGCAAUUUACAGCCAGAGAUUGUUGAAUACAUUAAACACGAAUGCCUACAAGCUGUUGGAGAUACAUCACCAUUAAUACGAGCCACCGUUGGCAUACUGAUAACCACCAUUGCCAGCAAUGGUGGAUUACACAAUUGGCCACAGUUAUUGCCAUCGCUGUGCGAUAUGUUGGAUGCCCAAGAUUAUAAUAUCUGUGAGGGAGCGUUCAGUGCGUUGCAAAAGAUAUGCGAAGAUUCCGCUGAAAUCUUAGAUUCAGCUGCCCUAAAUAGACCAUUGAAUGUUAUGAUUCCAAAAUUUUUGCAAUAUUUCAAGCAUAGCAGUCCAAAGAUACGAUCCCAUGCGAUUGCGUGUAUCAAUCAAUUCAUUAUAAAUCGUUCGCAGGCAUUAAUGGUGAAUAUUGAUACAUAUAUAGAGAAUCUAUUUCAUUUAUCCUCCGAUGAGGAUCAUGAGGUGCGUAAAAAUGUAUGCCAUGGUCUAGUUAUGCUCCUGGAAGUCCGAAUGGAUCGUUUAAUGCCGCACAUGUCACAGAUUAUUGAGUAUAUGAUGUUGCGUACCCAGGAUUCGGAUGAGGGUGUGGCACUUGAGGCCUCGGAAUUUUGGUUAUCUUUGGCCGAACAGAGCAUCUGCAAGGAUGUUUUAGCCCCGUAUUUGGCACAAUUGGCACCGGUGCUAGUGCGCGGCAUGCGUUAUUCAGAAAUUGACAUUAUCUUACUCAAGGGCAAUGUGGAGGAGGAUGAUAUGGUGCCGGAUCGUGAAGAGGAUAUACGGCCACGUUUUCAUAAAUCGCGAACACACACCAUCAAGAGUGGCCAGGAGGCGGCCGCUGCUGGCGGUGCUGCCGGUGGUGAAGAGGAUGAUGAUGACUUUGAUGAUGGUCUGGACGAUGAUAGCUCGCUAUCGGAAUGGAAUUUACGCAAAUGUAGUGCAGCGGCUCUCGAUGUACUGGCCAAUGUGUUCCGUGAGGAUUGCCUGCCCAUCGUUUUGCCCAUACUGAAGGAUACAUUGUUCCAUCAGGAGUGGGUCAUCAAAGAGAGUGGCGUAUUGGCUUUGGGUGCCAUUGCCGAAGGCUGUAUGCAGGGAAUGAUUCAACAUUUGCCCGAAUUGAUACCAUAUUUGAUUAGUUGUCUAUCCGAUAAGAAGGCAUUGGUACGUUCCAUAACAUGUUGGACUCUGUCACGGUAUGCCAAUUGGGUGGUUAAUCAGCCGCACGAUCAAUAUCUCAAACCCUUGAUGGAGGAGCUAUUAAAGCGUAUUCUCGAUUCAAAUAAGCGAGUUCAGGAGGCAGCCUGUUCGGCCUUUGCCACACUGGAAGAGGAGGCAUGCACCGAAUUGGUGCCAUAUUUGGAAUACAUUUUGAAGACUCUGGUCUUUGCUUUCUCCAAAUAUCAGCAUAAAAAUCUAUUGAUAUUGUAUGAUGCUGUUGGCACAUUGGCCGAUUCGGUUGGACAUCAUUUGAAUAAGCCGCAAUAUAUUGAUAUACUGAUGCCGCCACUAAUUGACAAAUGGAAUCUAUUGAAAGACGAUGAUAAGGAUCUAUUCCCAUUACUGGAAUGCCUAUCUAGCAUUGCCACAGCUUUACAAUCCGGCUUUCUACCCUAUUGCGAUCCAGUCUACAGGCGUUGCAUCUCCCUGAUUGAACAGACCAUAAAUCAGGAAAUGCUCUGCAAGCAGAAUCACACUUUCGAUCAUCCUGAUAAAGAGCGCAUGAUUGUGGCUUUGGAUUUGUUAUCCGGCUUGGCUGAGGGUCUGGACCGUCAUAUUGAAACAUUGGUGGCUAAUAGCAAUAUAAUGCAUCUGCUAUAUCAAUGCAUGCAGGAUAUACUGCCAGAGGUUCGACAAUCUUCAUUUGCAUUGCUAGGCGAUUUGACCAAAGCCUGUUUUCCACAUGUUCAUCCGUUUAUGGCCGAGUUCUUCCCAAUAUUGGGACAAAAUUUAAAUCCAGAUUUUAUAUCUGUAUGUAAUAAUGCCACAUGGGCUAUUGGCGAAAUCUGUAUGAAAUUGGGCGAGGAGACUAAACAGUACAUACAUCUUGUACUAACCGAUCUAUUCGUUAUUAUUAAUCGGCCAAAUACACCAAAGACGCUGCUUGAGAAUACAGCAAUAACAAUCGGUCGUCUAGGUUAUGUGUGCCCAGUUGAAGUGGCUCCUUAUUUGCCCGAAUUUGUACGACAGUGGUGCACAUCUUUGCGUCAUAUAAGGGACAAUGAUGAAAAGGACUCGGCCUUCCGUGGCAUGUGUCAUAUGAUAACAGUAAAUCCAGCUGGAGUGGUGCCUGAUUUCAUAUUCUUUUGCGAUGCCAUAGCUUCUUGGGUGAAUCCGCCCCAGGAUCUUCAUCAAAUGAUACAAAAGAUUUUGCAUGGCUUCAAGACACAAGUGGGCGAGGAGAAUUGGCGUCGAUUUGUUGAGCAAUUUCCGCCAACAUUGGCUGAGCGGUUGGUCACCAUGUACCAGAUUUAAGUAUCCGGCUAAAACACCACUACCACUACGCCCCCGCCCCCCUUUAAGAUCAACCACCCACCCACCCAACUCCGCCCUUUCCUCUCGCCUAUUGCCGACACACACUCCUACCUGUGCUCCCUUUAAGAAAACCGGAAAAACUCUUGUUCUUAUCUAGACAAUUAUGUACAA
Molecule: messenger RNA, 2975 nt
Organism: Drosophila willistoni
Lineage: Eukaryota; Metazoa; Arthropoda; Insecta; Diptera; Drosophilidae
Product: transportin-1
Exons: 10
Coding region: 114-2804 (896 amino acids)
Biological process (GO): protein import into nucleus
Cellular component (GO): cytoplasm; nucleus
Molecular function (GO): nuclear import signal receptor activity; small GTPase binding
Source: RefSeq, a predicted model, not a curated record